UAGACAUUACCUUUAACCCAACCUUACCUGGUCUACCCAUCAAAAAUUGCUUGCAGAGACAUCACAAUCCCAAUCAACGCUGAUAAAUACAUGUACAAGAGAAAACGAGCAAGUGUUUGGGUCUGGAACCAUCAUCUUUCAAAAGGCGGAGGUUUCUCUUCUUCUUCCAUUAUUCCAUAAAUCAAGACCAUGCUGUUCAAGAAAGACAGCAACGGCAACAAUGCGGAAGCUAUCAAAUUCGCAGGGAUGCGUUCCAUGUUGGCCAUUAUCGUUGUCCUCAUGAGCUGGCGGAUUUUUGUUCUUGUCUUGGGGACGUUCGAGGGCAAGUUGGGGAGUGGUACCACCUACAAGGAAGCCCAACUUAACAUUGGUGAAGUAAUUGCCAAUGUGGCAACCAGUGCUGCCACGGCCAGUCGCUUCAAGGGAGAUCCGGUCCGAGCCUACAAUGAGAAACGUCGCUUUGGUGCAACUGCCAGCAAGUCUCUCCGCACCGGUGGAAAACAAGCCGAGGACUUGUCGGCAUUUCUCCAAGCCGAACCUCUCUACCAAAAAUGCCGCAAGUGGGCCGUGGUCACCACUAUUUACGAACCGGCCAAUGCCAUCAAACGAGUGGGGAAUGAACUCACCCAAUGGUGCAUGGUGGUGGUCGCCGAUACCAAGACUCCAGAAACCUACAUGGACAUGGCUGGCUGGAACAAGACUGGUACUGGAACCAAAGUUCAAUUCUUGUCCGUACCGGCACAGGAGAAACUGGCCAAGAUGGUACCCUUUGUGGAACAAACACCCUACCGAAGCUUUGCACGCAAAAAUAUUGGUUAUCUCUACGCCAUUUGGAUGGGGGCCACUACCAUUUUUGACUUCGAUGACGACAAUCUGGUCUCUCUGAAAGACGAAGUGGGAGACAGCAUGUUUUCCGGUGUCGAAAUCAUGUCCAGCUUUGCCGAUAACGAACGCGUCAUGGUCAAGCAAGUCAGCGCUCCCAUGGCGUAUGAGGGUCGUGCCUUUAAUCCAUUCCCCAUGAUGGGAUCCUCCAUUACCGAUGCUUGGCCUCGUGGAAUGCCUCUGUCGCUCAUCAACAGCAAGGCAGCCAGGGGAGAGAGUGGUCCGUUGAUGCUGAAAGAGUUGCAGCGAUCCAAUAUUGCUGUGGUCCAGUCUGUCUGCGACAAUGAUCCGGAUGUUGAUGCCAUCUACCGACUCAGUCGACCAUUGCCAUUUCAAUUUGAGAAGGAACGAACCAAGGCCAUGACAUUGGAGGUUCCAUCCAACCAAUACAGUCCAUACAAUGCACAAGCAACACUACAUUUCCCUGUUGCCUUUUGGGGGUUGUACUUGCCCAUCACUGUCAAUGGACGCGUCAGUGAUAUUUGGCGGUCUUACAUUGUGCAGAGACUCUUGAGAGAGCUCGAGACACCAGCCCGUGUUUUGUACAGUCCACCCAUGGUCACUCAGUUCCGUAAUGCUCAUGACUAUGCUGGUGAUUUUGUUGCAGAACAGCAUUUGUAUCUCCGCACAGAAGCGUUGCUGGAAUUCUUGGACAACUGGAGAUUCAGCACAGAAGGUAGUGCUGAGGAUUCAUUGCAGGCUCGCAUUGAGGACUUGUGGAUCAAGCUUUACGAAAGACAGUACAUUGAAAUGAUAGAUGUUCAGGCAGUCCAAGAAUGGCUCACAGCUCUGGAACAAGGUGGCUACACAUUUCCCGCCGUCAAAGCCAAGGAAAUCAAUAGUACGGGUGGAGUCGAAGAUCGACGGGAGUGUGCUCGCCAAAGACUGGUGCAUUGGGAAGAACCCAAGCCAACCUUCAUGGGGGGUGCCAAUUAUGGUGCCAUGACAUUGGAUCACAGUAGCAAUGUAUCUGUGGCCAAGUUGUUGGCACAGUACGAGGCGACCAACCCCUUCCCGCACAGCGUUGACCUUAUCUGCCGUGCUGGUGCAGCUCAUAUGCCUCAUGAAUUGGCAAUCAUGAUUGAGAGUGUAGAGCUCUACUGGCCCAGGUGUGCAGGACGUGUCAUCAUUGUUCUUGAUGUCGGCGAUGAAGAGUUUGCUAAGCAAAACAUCCCAUCUUGGAUGGAAGUCAUCUAUUCCCAGUUUGAGCAUGGUAUGCCAGGUAGAAUGGGAAACCAACUUUUCAACAUGUACUCGGAGCAGCAAGGGACGUCUAAGUAUGUGGCCAUCAUGGACACAGACACUGCAUUGCAUACACCCAUUACUCCUGAUCUCUUGUUCAACAUUGAGAAGCCAGAUGCCCCACCUUUCAUCAUGGCAGAGACCACAUACCAGAAGGGAAUGUGGAGCAAGGGUGACAAGUGGAUGCUAAAGGGGGACUCUGAUGAUUGGAAUUUCAUGAUCAAGCUGCCCACAGUCUGGCCUCGAGCCAUGUUCCCUCAGUAUCGAGCAGAAGUCGAAGCAAAGCAUGGUAACCAAUUUGAAACUACAUUACUCUGGAAAGAAUUGUUGGACAAUGAAGGCAAGACUUGGCGAAUGAUGUCUCAAUUCUGCCUGCUAGGGAAUUGGAUGGUGCGGCAUUGGAAGGGUUCUCCUUUUGAUUUGAGGAAGGAAGAUGACAUCCCGGCAAUUCGUUAUGGGGUGCACCUUCCAUAUUAUGAAGGGCUAGACUUUGGCCCUCAACCAAAGCAGGGCUUGAAAGACCCUGAAAUAUUCCAAAAGACUGGUCGUCAACAGAUUCUCAGGGGGCUUUGUGAGCUAUUCUGCUAUGAAACGCCACGCAAGGAAGGCUCCAUACCAUCAACGGGACUAGCAGAUGGAAACCUACCCAAGCUGCAUUCUUGUGCUGCAAAUUGCCCGAACCCCAUAGAACAGCCCAAUGAAAUGUACUUCAAAUACGAGGUCAUUGUCUAUGGAACACCAGAGCAGCGCCAGAAGGUUUUGGGUGACCACUUCCAACCACUCAAAAUUGCCUUGGGUUCUGUCAUAUCUGCCAACACAGCCAACACAACCAGCAGCACCAACUAAAUUUUUGUCACUACAUAACACAUACACGGUCC
Molecule: messenger RNA, 3002 nt
Organism: Seminavis robusta
Lineage: Eukaryota; Bacillariophyta; Bacillariophyceae; Naviculales; Naviculaceae
Source: the annotation of a GenBank genome assembly